ACACAGAAUUGUAAAACGGCAUAUAAAUAAGAGGAAAAAUGAUUAAAUUAGUGCCUCUUUUUAGUAUUUCUUCAUUGCAUGUCCUACAGUCUACUAUGAUUAUUCUUUUUUCAGUUGUCUCCUCUUGGAGAGAUGAGUGCUGAUGAACUGCCAGCUAUCAAUCUGCCUGAUACUUGUUCUGACACCAGGGGGCCAAUUCUGCCAGUUCCAAAGGGGAUACGCCCCUUCCUGAGCAAAUACAGAGUGGAGGUUUUGUUCUGGGGAGUGCGGGACUUAAAAAGAGUCCAGCUGACCUCAGUGGACAGACCUAGGGUGGACAUAGAGUGUGCUGGACAUGUCCUACAGUCCACUAUGAUUACCAAUAUGAGGAAGAAUCCUAAUUUUAGCACAGUUGUCAAACACAUGGACCUGGAAUUGCCUGACAACCAUCUGUACUGCCCACCAAUCACAAUUAGGUGUGUGGACUGUAGGAACUUUGGCAGAUUUGUACUCGUUGGAACUCAUGUCAUCAACUCCCUGCAGAAGUUCAUGUACACACCAACCACUAAAGCAGCAAGGGAGGCUGCCUCAAAGCUUUUGCAAUUAACAGACAGCAGCAAACCACCUCCAGCACCGAGCACCCCUCAAAUGCCACACCUGGGUACCCCUCAACUUGGCGCCACACCCCCUGGUGUCACUCAGGCACCUCCAACACGGCCCUCACUUGUGGUCAGUCACGUUCAGCCAGGGGUCACUUCUGUCAGGACCACUGAUGUGGCUGUGACUAUUGAUGAGAAUUUUCCUCUUAUUGGUUCUAACAAAGGAGAAACCAUCAUUAGCAUAGAGCAGGGAAAAGCAGACAAGACUGAGGAGAACAAGAAAAGGAAGGGCAGCACUGCUGACGAGGAUGACCUGGAUACAGACACAUUAGACUGGUGGAGCAAGUACUUUGCCUCAGUGGAGAUGAUGAUAAUGGGUUUUGGCAGACAAGAGGACGAUCAGGAAAUGGAAAUGGAAAUUGAAAGGACUGAUGAUGACAGGGAUGCAGAAGUGAAGGAACAUGAAAAACAAAGAAAGAGAGGGAGGUUUGGGUUAGUUGGUGGUGUUGGAGCUCAACAAGAGAAUGUUAUAUCAGACACAAAUGCUGGGGGAUAUGGUGCCAUACCCAAUGGAAAUGCUGAAGAUCCUGGCUAUAAUGCAAAAGAAGCCAAAAAAAUGGAGAAGGAAUUGCACAAAAUAGAGAAAGAGCAAGCUGGCAGUGACAAGGAAAAAUCCAAGCUAACUACUUUCAAAGGAGCUGUAAAGGCGGUGACUUUAACAGAUAAACUGUCACCAAAAACACAGAGGAAAAAAUCAAAAUAUGCACCUUCCACUGCCCAGCUCAAGGGUUUUAUAAACAAAGCAUUUAAUAGGGACAGUGACAGUGACCUUGAAGGAGAUGAUUUUGAGUCAGACCGUGCCAAACGGCUGGCUAAAAUACAAAAAAUUGUGGUAAUGAUACAUGGUGUGAGAUUUGGCUUGGGUUUGGGAAAACUGAUUUAUUUUUCAAAUGAUUGA
Molecule: messenger RNA, 1536 nt
Organism: Lingula anatina
Lineage: Eukaryota; Metazoa; Brachiopoda; Lingulata; Lingulida; Lingulidae
Product: otoferlin
Biological process (GO): plasma membrane organization
Cellular component (GO): membrane
Source: RefSeq, a predicted model, not a curated record